GCGUCGAUGACUGUCUGUGGCGCCCUCGCGGUUGAUCAUCAACACGAGAAUUUUCGGUCUAAGCCAUGGGUAAACAACAAUGUUGUCGCAUUCACCACCUCCUCGUCACCUCCAUCCUUUUUCCUCCUCAAGAGCCAACGGAAAAGACGCACAUCGUUUCUUCAUCCCUUCCCGAGACGCUCCCUUGGCCAAUCCCCCGAGUCUUUCUCUGUUCUCGGGGUCCAAGUCUCCAAGCACAAUGUCGUCCCGUCCUUUCCACAAAGAGGCUGAUCCCGCCAGCCCUCGCUACCCGAGACAAGUCUAUCUUCGACUCCCAGACGACUACAUCACCGGCGACGCGGUCCCACAUGUCUCCCCGGUCUACGGACCUGACCCAAGACCCGGCUCUCCCUUUAGACUGUCUCUCCACCAAUACCCCGCCUACGAUGGCCGAUGGGGGUACCAUCACGACGACGAGGAACUGCCUUCCUGGACGACCAGGUCCAAGGAUUGGUGCAAGACUUCCAUGACGAAGCUCCGAAAUGCGCUGACGAUAGCGCACAAGCAGUCUCCGAUCGUGACCUGCUGCGCCUAUGGUGUGAUGCUUUUCCUCUUCCUGCUCUGGAUCACCUCGCUUUUCCGGGGAGUCUGGGCGUGACGGCGCCCAUAUCACUUGUUCCAUACCAUCUGAAGCCGGGGUGUCUUGCAAGGACGGAAGAACUGUGGUUUAUCAUCCAUCGCGCUUCUUGUACAGCAUGGCGUCAAGAAUCUGUGGUUUCAUCUAUUUCUGUUCUUCUCUUUAUAUGGCAAGGAAUCAGUCUCGACCAGUCCUGGCAUCCUCAUUGCUGUAUCAAGUGUCCAAAGACAGUGCCAAAGCGGGAAAUGUCCGGCGUCACGGGCUGCUAAAACCCCAUGGGACCCCGAAGCUCCCGCUGUCUCAGACUUUUGAGUGACUUGAAAUGCGUCA
Sodiomyces alkalinus F11 is the source of this 946-nucleotide messenger RNA. RefSeq lists its product as hypothetical. Lineage: Eukaryota; Fungi; Ascomycota; Sordariomycetes; Glomerellales; Plectosphaerellaceae. The record is from RefSeq and is a predicted model, not a curated record. The transcript is spliced from 2 exons. The coding region runs from base 239 to 637 and encodes 132 amino acids.